AUGGGAACUUUGAAAGAUCUUUCUUCGCUAUCGGAAGAGAAUUUUCUUCAAACACUUCGAGAUAUUCUUGACGAAUAUUUUCAUCGUCUUCCAUCAUCAAAACAAGCCAAUGAUAUCGAUUCACAAUUGCGUCUUCAACUCGAACAGAUCCUUCGAAGUACAAACCCUUCGUCGAACAAGAUACCAACCGAUGAUUUACCUGAACAUUUACAAAAAUUCUACUCAAACUUUGUUCACGACUAUCACCGUGAUAUCGAACAAUAUCAUAUCCAACAUGCCAGUCAACAUGUGGACAAGUAUCGUUUAGAGAACUUCGAUUGGAAUAUUCGAAUGGCUGUUCACGACGAACAUUUGUUCAAAUGUCGUUUGCCACUUGUGAAUCUAGAAUUAGGACUAACUGAUGAGAAGAAAUCAACAAAUGUUCUACUAGAAUUGGAUGAACAAGAAUUAAAUCGAUUAAUUGAUGAAAUGACAACAAUAGAACAAGCAAUGAAUAACACAAAUACUCUUCUUACUCAGUGA
Molecule: messenger RNA, 522 nt
Organism: Adineta ricciae
Lineage: Eukaryota; Metazoa; Rotifera; Eurotatoria; Adinetida; Adinetidae
Source: the annotation of a GenBank genome assembly